GCGGCGGCGGUUGGUGGCCAUGGCUACUGUGGUGAAGAAGAUCAUCAGCUCUGCUAAGGCGCCCGCUCCGCUGGGCCCCUACAGCCAGGCCGUGCUGGUCGACCGGACCAUGUACAUCGCAGGGCAGAUCGGUAUAGAACCUUCCAGCGGGCAGCUCGUCUCUGGGGGGACCAAGGAAGAAGCAAAGCAGGCCUUAAAAAACAUGGGAGAAAUCCUAAAAGCUGCAGGUUGUGACUAUUGCAAUGUUGUGAAGACUACUGUUUUGAUGGCUGACAUGAAAGACUUCAAUGAUAUUAAUGACAUUUACAGGCAAUUUUUCACUAAAAACUUCCCAGCCAGAGCUGCGUAUCAAGUUGCUGCUCUGCCGAAAGGUGCCCGAGUUGAGAUAGAAGCUGUUGCCAUUCAAGGAUCGAUCCAAGAUGCUUCAGCAUGACUAUGAAUAGACACUAACUGUCCUGCAAUGGCAAUUUUAGAUUCAGUGUUCUUCCUUUAGGUCCUGGUUCUAUGAUUGACCCUAGRCAGUUACAUACUUUUGACAUCACUACUCUUACCUAGGAAAGGGGCUUUGGGAGCUUACAUGCUCUAAAAUGCCAUCUGGGAAUUAGCUUUUUUGCAGGCAGACCCUGAAGUCUAUGGGAGUUUUGCUGAAAUUAGCUGAGCUAGUUGCUCAAAUCAGGGUAUGUCUGAACUUAUUGCAGGUAGGGGCCUUAUUUUGUGAUUGUGACUGGRUACUUGGAUAACGUACACAUUUUUUAGAUUAAUGUAUGACAGUUUCACUAAUGGUGAUGGGGACACRGAAAAUUCUAAUAACUAUUUUUGUAAUUAGUAGGAUUUAGUAACUAUUUUAAAUAAAAAUGAUAGAAAGAGGAAACAAUAGAAUGCUUGAUACUAGGACURAGAUACAUUUUCACUUCUCUGUUGUGGGGAAUUUUGCUGUAUUUGUUUCUAAGCCUUCUUGAACACCUUUUACAGAACAGAUUAAUGUUGGGACCCACUCACAUUUUGUUCAUGUGGAAGAGAUCACUUGAGAGAGUGAACACUCAUUUCAGAAGGAAGAAAAUUACACUUUCCUGAAGUAAUGUGCCAACAUUUAUAAAUCG
This is a messenger RNA of Nothoprocta perdicaria, 1100 nucleotides long. RefSeq names its product reactive intermediate imine deaminase A homolog (gene RIDA). Gene Ontology annotation, cellular component: cytosol. Bases 20 to 433 code for a protein of 137 amino acids. Gene Ontology annotation, molecular function: deaminase activity. The record is from RefSeq and is a predicted model, not a curated record. The transcript has 6 exons. NCBI's taxonomy places the organism in Eukaryota, Metazoa, Chordata, Aves, Tinamiformes, Tinamidae.